AUGGAAGCAAUCAGUACCAAGCUCACACAAACCGUCGAUUUUGGGACAUACGUCAUUAGUUCCCUGGAACAGAGUGUGGAGUUAUUAACUUUCAGUAAAUCGGUGUUUAGUUAUUCUCUGUCGUUGUCAUUCGGCCGUUCCCGUCAGACAUUCUUUUCCGCGGCGGUGAGCUUCGCGAUACAUACAUACGAAGUUUUAUACGAUCGUCAUCACUUACUAAUCAACUCUUUGGACGCUUCCAUGGCACAAUACGUCGAACUGACUUGGUUCGCUUGGGUUCUGGUGAUGUGGGUCGUGUUCACAUUUGCAGUGACCGUUUAUUACUUGGUUCGUUACUGUUGGGCUGGUGCACGGUAUCUGUGUGAGAAGGCCGGUUUACUGCAAAACUCUUCAAAUGUGGAACCGAUCGAAGCGGAGCACUUGGAUUAA
This is a messenger RNA of Echinostoma caproni, 429 nucleotides long. Lineage: Eukaryota; Metazoa; Platyhelminthes; Trematoda; Plagiorchiida; Echinostomatidae. The record is from the annotation of a GenBank genome assembly.